CCCCGGCAUUUAGUUUGCAUUUAUUCGGACGCGGUCGCAUUGCCCGCCGCGCACCACACCGGCACACGCACCGCGCACCACACGCUCGCGCUAUCGCCGCCGCCGCACGGCUCAGUCCACUCGACGGCACUGCUGCGUGCUGUGGUCAUUCCGGCACUCGCGGCCAUCGCCUACGUACGCGCGACGCUCGUCGUCCGUCCGCCGCUCGCUCGCUCCGAUAAUAUUAUUAUUAUCGCCGUGUACCAUCGAACACUUUAUGUCUCAUAAAAUAAGAUAAAAGUAUACGCACGUACUUAUUUUUUUUUGUUUUUAAUUUUAUUUWUUUUUGGUUUUAUUAUUUUUGAACUAUUUUUUUUUGUCGCGAAUAAUCAUAUACCACGGUCACUCAUGACGAUACGCGAAAUUAAUUAUAUUUCGUGGACACGAUAAGUCAGUUCGUUUCGUUUCUUUUUUUUUAAAACUGCGAUUCGAUUUUCAGAUAUACACUGUAUUAUCUGAUUUAUGAAAUUUAUUUCCUGUACACUGUAAUUAUGUGAACUUUGCGGUUGAAAAAUGAUCGACUUCCGACUUCCAGCCUACGUUUUUCCGGCGUACCGACCACCGUCAUCGGUGUUCAUAUGAGGAAAAAAAUUUCGUAACCAACGUGGUGAAACCGCCAAGAUUACGUUCACCAUGAGGAUUAAAAUGCCCGCAGUUCGUAUCGCACAAGCGGAUACGGACUCGACACACAGUACCGGAGGCACCGAUCAGGUUGACCUGCUAACGUGCGGUCAGUGUCAGAGAGUUUUCCUGUUGUCGGACAUAUGUCGGUUCGUACAGCACAAGAUGAUCGGUUGCAGCAAAGACCCGCUGACUGCCAACUGCAACAGUGGCAGUGGCGACGACUGCGCCGGGCCACCAGGGCCUCCACAGCCGCCACUCGACAAUGGUCUGUCGGUGGGCAAGUCGAAGUCACACCACCGAUCUCAGUCACCAUCGGGUUCUGACGACCACCACCAUCAUAAUCAUCAUCACAGGCGACCACCGCCGUCCAGCACGCCUAAGCGGACGUCCGAUCGAAACAACGGCGGUGAAGACGGUAAUGCGAGUUCCGAGGACGAAAAGUCCAGCACCACUGCCACCGCCACCUCCAAGGGUGGACGGGUAAAACAGGGAUCCGAGUCAUCUGAGGACUUGGGGUACAAAAAGUCAAACCGCUCGGCGUUAUCCUGCGUCGAUGCCGAAUCCAACACUACCAACUCAGAGCCCAGCAGUUUCAUAUGUUGCACGUGCAAAGCGAGAUUCAAUUCGUCAUGGAGGCUUUUGCAGCACGCUCAGACCUCACACUCGAUGAAGAUCUACUCGGACGGCACACCAUCGCCAGUGUCGCAGUCAAAAAACAACUCAUCAUGUUCUUCGUUAGGAUCGUCUGGGUGCUCGAGUGGAAACACUUCAUCGUUGCCUGGCAUGUCGGCACUGCCACUGGCCCUGGGCAUGCCUCCUUCACGGAUGAACAUUCUCAACCAUCCACCACCACCGCCGCCGCCGCCCACGAGUACAGGGCCGCCGUCGAUGGUUGACAACAACCCUAUGUCCAUACCUAUGCAUAACCCUUUUGCUGUUGGAGGCUUGCUUAGGAUGCCGAUGGGCGAGCCUCCUCAGCGUCCGUCCCCAUUCCCCGGGACGUCUCCCAUCGGCAAUCCACAGUUGUUCGGGCGGACGUCCACCCAUCACCAAGACCAUCAGUUCCGCAUGGAGCAGCUAAUGUCCGAACAGUUUAGGCUCAACCAGCAGCAGCAUGGGCUGGGUUUCGCCGUGGCGGUGGCCGCGGCAAACGCCAUGCCCAMAUCACCGUUCCCGGGGCUUGCUGCUGCUGCCGCAGCCAACGACCGGAACAAUCCUAGACACCCAGCGCCAACGUUACCGGCCCUAAAUCUCGAUCCGCAGAUGGAUUUUUACUCGCAGCGAUUGCGGCAACUCGCAGGUACCACUAGUCCUGGAGCUGCUACUGCACCAAGUUCGUCGCCUUCGCCGCGAAAAAUGACGCCACCUUUUAGCAGCCCCAACAACAAUAACAACCACAUCAACAACAGUGUGUCGGCAACGGCAGCCGUGACCACGACUCCGCUGACAAACACUACCACCGCAGCAGCGGUUACUGUCGGCUUAAACAACAACAAMAACAAUAACAAUAACGUGAGCAACAAUAAUUCGGUCGAGUCACUAUCUGAACAAGACCGGAUCAUCGGCGAUACGUCCAGACACACGCUUGACCUGUCGUCAAACGCAUCUAAGGACAAGGCCUGCCUAGACGUAAUAAGUCAACCACAGCAGAUCGGCGAGGAGGAGAAGACCCGCGAGUGUGAGUACUGUGGAAAGAAGUUCCGGUUCCUGAGCAAUUUAAUUGUGCACAGGCGUACGCACACCGGAGAAAAGCCGUACAAGUGUUCGGUGUGUGACCACGCGUGUACACAAAGCUCCAAGCUAAAGAGACACAUGAAGACGCACCGCCGGUCGAAUCGGGGAAACGGGCUGGCCGGUGGCGAGUGUGGGACGACUGCCAAUGGGGUGGAUACGAGCUCGACACCGGACAUAACAUCCAACGAUGAUGACGAGGAUGAUUCUGAAAUGGACGAAGACGAGGCGGAAAUCGAGGAAGAGGAUGACGGUGAUGAGGAUGAUGCCGACGAGGACGACGGUGACGAUGAUGAUGAAGAGGAAGAGGAGGAGGAAGAGGAAGACAUGGAGCUAGAGGAUGAGGAUAAUGAGGAAAAUGAUGAAGGUGGCGAUGUGCCAGAGGACUUGACCACUAAGUCGACGUCAUCAGCUGAACACGACAAAAAGCCAAGUGGCAACGGUUCCACUCGUACAUCGCCCGAAAACACACCUGGUGACCGGGUGCCGCAAUCACUGCCGCCAAGCUCUCUAGUUGGCGAGCUCAUGAGCAAGUUUGGCUUGAGCAACAUCCAACAGUAUAGCGAAGCGUACAAGCAGGCGCUCAAAGAGUCUUCGGCAUUGCUGCCGCCGCAGUUUCGGAUCCGUCGGAAGGAUAACUUCCGGCUUUCACCAUCCAUCAUACCAGACAACAAUAACAGUUCAGCAAAGUCGGCGAACCCGUUGCGAAACCUGGAGAACGGACUCGGCGAUAAGGCGGUGGCGGACAUCCGGUUCCGUGAGGAGCUUACCAAGAACCUGAUCGCAGCCGGCCAGAACCCGCUCGAUCUAGUUGGUGCGCACCACAUCUUCGGUCCGGGUUCCGCUUUCGAGAACCCUUUCGACCCGGCCUCCAAGAGGCUGAAACUUGACACCGACAACCCACACCACCCGCUACUUGCUAGGGAACGGCUUUACGCGGCUAACAUGUGGCUUCCAGCUAUUGCCGCGCACCACCGAGGCGAGUCAUUCUUGAGCGGACUUCCAGGAAAACCACCGUCAGCCGGAAGCGGUGCCGGGGAACCGGGUAGUGGUGGCGGUAGUGGUGGCCGUUCGAAACCUGGUCCCAGUUCGCUGUCGGCAGCGCUUAACCUGCAGGGACUUCAGGGUGGACACUCCAAGAAAGAGUCGCGGCGCAAUGACACGUGCGAAUACUGCGGCAAGGUGUUCAAAAACUGCAGCAACCUGACUGUACACCGACGAUCACAUACGGGCGAAAAACCGUACAAGUGUGAGCUGUGCUCGUACGCAUGCGCACAGAGCUCCAAGCUGACCAGGCAUAUGAAAACGCACGGUCGCCUGGGUAAGGACGUCUAUCGGUGCCGAUUUUGCGAGAUGCCAUUCUCGGUGCCGUCCACGCUCGAGAAACACAUGCGCAAGUGCGUCGUUAACCAGAACAUCAAGCUAGAAGGCAGCCAGUACAUCAAGAUGGAUGACGGUUCCAAGACCGAAUCUGGCGGUGGUUAUAUUCUGCCGCCGUCUUCUAUGGCAGACGACGAGUCAUACAGCAGUUCAGUCGUUUCGAAAGACAACACAUGACUCUUCCCCUGGAGGGGUUUCAGUCCCCUCCCCGUACAGAGUACGACUAUAUACUGAUAUGGCGGAGUUUAUAUAAAUGAAUCGAAGAAUCGACAAAAAAAAAUAUAAUGUAAAUGGCACAUAUUAAAUCUCUUACACGACACAUAGGUAUGAUAUGUAAGUGUGUUAUGAAAUUUAUAUAUAUAUAUAUAUAGAUAAUUUACAAAAUACAAAUAGAUCUCGAAUAACAUAUUAUUAUAUACCUAUAAUGAUAAUAUUUUGUUUUAAACGUGCAGUUUUAUGUUUUUCUUUAGUUACCGUUUCACUAUAAAUAUUUCUUGAAAAAAAUCUUUACUUUUAUUAUAAACCUAUACACAUAAAGUACGUUCUAUCGUGUGCCGCUGAAAUCCAUCUAUGUCUGGUGUAAAUACGGCUUGUUUUAAUUUAAUUUAUUAUAUAUAUAUAUAAUAUAUAUUUUUUAACCUUCCCUUAUCUGUUCGUAUAAGACUAUAUAUUUUAUACCCACGAUUAAACGGCAUAAUAUCGAUUCGCUCAAAACAUUAUUAUAAAUAACGUACCAUUCCACAUGAUGCCUACCUAUACUAUAUACAUACCGUAUACAUAAUGACUGUUUUCUGACCGAUUUUUCGUUCAUUGUACAGUUAAUAACUUUUUUUUCCUUUUUGAACUGAAUUUUUUUCACGGUGAUUCUGUUUCAUUCCUACAUUCCCGAGAGAUCAUCAUGAGUUCCACACCCAAGACUGCAUUUUUAUAGAAUUUGCAUAAUCAUUGUUAAAGUUUUCCAACCGUUUUAUACGUAUACAUAUGUUUAUACCGAGUGGAUGUGUGAUUAUAUUGUGAUUGGAAAACAAUUGUGGUAAUAAUAAUUUUAUUAACACUAUACAAUUUUAAUCUCGAUAGACAUUCCCGGAAAAAUUGUAAUAUAAAU
This is a messenger RNA of Diuraphis noxia (Russian wheat aphid), 4879 nucleotides long. RefSeq names its product BCL11 transcription factor chronophage (gene Cph). Gene Ontology annotation, cellular component: nucleus. Gene Ontology annotation, molecular function: DNA-binding transcription factor activity; RNA polymerase II cis-regulatory region sequence-specific DNA binding. Gene Ontology annotation, biological process: regulation of transcription by RNA polymerase II. Lineage: Eukaryota; Metazoa; Arthropoda; Insecta; Hemiptera; Aphididae. The record is from RefSeq and is a predicted model, not a curated record.